GAUCAUUCUCGGUUCGCGGAAACAGCGUCAGAGUGAGACCUCCGCUCGACUUCUUGCUCUGAGCUGCUCUCCUGUCCUCUCCGUUAGCUGCUCCGUCUCCUCCGCUAGCAUAGCCUGCCAGCUAGCAGCACAGGUAAACAUGGCCAUGUCGCAGGCUCUGUCAGAGGAGGAGUUUCAUCGGAUGCAGGCUCAGCUGUUGGAACUGCGGACUCAGAACUAUCAGCUCUCUGAUGAUCUCAGGAAGAACACGGCUGAACUGAACGCCGUCCGUCAGAGGAAUGUGGUUUUGGAAAGAGAUUUUGUCAAAGCACAGAAGGCUCUGAAUAAGAGCAAGAAAGCUCAGGAGGUGGAUGCGCUGCUGAGUGAGAAUGAGAUGCUUCAGGGGAAACUCCACAGUCAGGAGGAAGAUUUCAGACUACAGAACAGCACGCUGAUGACUGAACUCUCCAAGUUGUGUACACAGAUCGAACAGCUGGAACAGGAGAACCAGGGCCUGAAGGAGGGAGGAGGAGCCUCUGCUUCCAGUCCCCCGCCCAACCCUGCUUCCAGUCCUGUUGAUGGAGAACUCCUUCGCCUCCAGGCUGAAAACUCCGCCCUCCAGAAGAAAAUGAAAGCCCUCCAGGAGCGCUACCACAAAGAGCUGCAGAGACAGGUGGUCGCCCAGGGCAACCAGAGCGCUACCACGGGGACCGACGGGUCAGCCAGUGCAAACGGAGUCUCUGAUGUCACAGGGGGAGGGGAGGAGCCAGUGGCAGAGGGAACCAAUGAGAGACUGGAAGAGACGGAGGCUCAACUGGAACAGACAGAGAAACAGCUACAUGGCCUGUCAGAGAAGAGCGUAGAGAAGAUUGUAGCUAAGCAGGCAGCGCUAGGCUGGUCGGCUGCUCUCUGUCCAAUAACUCACUGCUUUGGAUCAGAGCUGGAGAUGGCACUGAACACCGAGCAGGAGGAGAAGAGGCUGCUGAGGGAGCAGAUCCACAACGUCGAGGCGUCCAAACAGGCGGAAAUCAGCAAACUGCAGGAAGAGAUUACAAAGCUGUCUGACAAGUUAAAGAAGAAGCAGGAGAGUUUUCAGCGUCUGCAGGGAGAGAAGGAGGCUCUGUACAAUGACAGCAGGACAAAGAUCGAUGAGAUCAACCAGAAGAAAGAAGAGGAGCUGAAGGCCAUGAACAUCCGCAUCCAGAAACUGCAGUCAGAUCUCAUGGCAGCCAAUCAGAUGACAGCAGAACUGAGAGAACAACUGCAGAGCAAAGACAGAGAGCAUGAACUGGCUCUGCACACCUUGAAAGACCAGGUAGCCAGUCAGAGUGCAGUCAGUCAGGAGCAGGUGGACAACAUCCUGCAGGAGAACGAUGCUCUGAGGACAAAUCUAGCAGCUCUAGAACAGAUCCAGACGGUGAAAACACAGGAGCUGAAUCUGUUGCGUGAGCAGCAGGAGGCGCUGACGGCUGAGCUGCAGCAGAGACAGGCUGAGCAGGAGAGUCUGUUAGCUCAGAGAGACGACCUCGACUCCCAGCUGCAGGAGUCGAGUUUUGCCAACAGGAAGUUGCUGGAGCAGUUAACAGAGGAAGGACAAGAGAAGGAAAGACUGCUGAGAGAGCUGGAUGAGGCUAAGAAGACAGCAGAGAAGAGGAAGGCCAUGUUGGACGGCAUGGCCAUGCAGUUGAACCAGGAGAAGUCUGACCACAAGGAGGCGCUGUCAGACCUCAAACUGCAGCACGAGAAGGAGGUUCUCGGGGUGAGGGCUCGUUAUGAGAAGGAGCUCAGAGGACUCCAUGAAGACAAGAAUCGCUCUGAGGAGGAGAUCCGACAGCAGCUAAGAGAUGAGAAGGCUCGUACUAAAGAGUUGGAGGGUCUUCAGCCGAAGGUGGAGGAGUUACAGGCUCAGGUUCAGUCCAUGGAGGGAACCAAAGGAUGGUUCGAGAGACGACUCAAGGAGGCUGAGGACAACAUAGAGAAGAACUCUCUGGAGCAUCAGGAGGAGAUCAAGCAGCUGCAGAAAGAACACACACUUCAUCUGGAGGAGAAGCAGUCGGAGAUGGAGGGAUUGAAGCAGCAGAUGGUGGAGGUGGAGAAACAGAGGGAUGAACACGGUGACACCAUUGCAAAACUCAGACAGGAGAUAAAGGACACCGUGGACGGUCAGAGGAUUCUGGAGAAGAAGGGAAGCGCAGCGCUGAAGGAUUUGAAGCGGCAGCUACAGCUGGAGAGGAAGCGAGCGGACAAAUUGCAGGAGAGACUCCAGGAGAUACUGACCAACAGCAAGACCAGGACAGGUCUGGAGGAGCUGGUUCUGUCAGAGAUCAACAGUCCCAGUCGGACUCAGCAGACCGGAGACUCGUCCUCCGUCUCCUCCUUCUCCUACAGAGACAUGAUGAAGGAGGCUCAGCCGACCAAUCAGAACAAGUCUGGAGGAGGCAGUCCUCAGUCUCAGCGUCCGGCUGAAUUAUCUGAUGACGAGGUCGGAGAGUUGUUCCAGCGUCUCGCUGAGGUUCAGCAGGAGAAAUGGAUGCUGGAGGAGAAGGUGAAACAUCUGGAGGUGAGCUGUUCGUCGAUGGCUGAGGACAUCUGCAGGAAGAGCGCCAUCAUAGAGACAUAUGUAAUGGACAGCCGCAUAGACGUGUCGGGCAGUGCAGUCGGAGGUCACGGAGGCUCUCAGGGAGACAGAGGAGGUCUGGGUUCUGUCCUCAGAGAUCUGGUCAAACCAGGAGACGAGAAUCUGAGGGAGAUGAACAAGAAGCUGCAGAACAUGUUGGAGGAGCAGCUGACCAAGAACAUGCACCUGCAGAAGGACCUGGAGGUUUUGUCCCAGGAAUUAGUCCGUCUCAGUAAAGAGAACAGUCCUGGUGGCAGUGCAGCUGGGUCGGGUUGAGAACGUCGCCUGAAUCCAUCCGUCCAUUUCCAUCCCUCUCACUACUAUUGUUCUUCUCAGCUGGAUGGUGUGGGCUGGGCUCAGACUAACGCCCGGAACCAGCAUUAAUUUUCUUUCCCAUUCGUGACCUAAGACCUGCUUGUGGGCUUUGACUACUCUCUGGAGAUGUUACAAUUUCACCACUUCAGUCUGCCUGCUGGGCUUUGACUAAACGCUGGAAUUUGUCUAUCAAUUGUUUCUCAAUGACGAGAAAACAGUAGGUUUAAAGGUGUAAAAAGAGAAACCAGGGGGAAUGGAAACACAGAAAGUUGGGCUCAGCUCAUUAUGUUGCUAUUGAAUGUACUGUCAUUAGACUGCACCUCUCUGUCGAGUCCUGGCUACAACCUGGAAAACACACAUUGUGACUGACUAUAUCUUUGCUUAUGCUGGUUUCUGUCCUGAGAUUCUGAUGUCUUUCUGUUGGAUCCUGGCUAUGUCCUGGAACACAUAAGCCUGGUAUCUUGACUGACUGAAUUAGUUACUUGAUUGGUUUCUACGUGCAGUAACGCUGGUAUGAUCUGGCUAUUUCCUGGGCUUCCUGUCCGCAACAAAAUCAUAAUACUUCAUUACCGAAAACCUGGGCUCUGUAUAUGUCCUGGAUUGUAUUGUAGCAUUAGCUGAGUUUGAAGGUGAUAAAAUGUUGAUAAAAUAUGUAUCUGACACACUGAAAUAACAGCUGCAGAUACUGCAUCUGACAAACCGUAUUUUUCAUGAGCUACUUGAUCCUGGCUCAAAACUAUAAAGUCGAUCAGGUUCGAUUAUUGAUCCGAUAUGACCUGCCGCCAGAGACAUCCAACGCGACGUCAUAACCACGGGAAGCUUUUCUACGCCGAGCUUCCAUCAUGAGAAAAAGAGAGAACAGCUCAUUUUAUAGUCGGAUCGGCAAAUCUGGCCUACCCAGGCGUCAUAUUCGUGAGGAAGAGCGGCAGGCUGAGGUGAUCCGACUUUGAUCAGCUUCCAUACAGAUCCCUUCAAACAUGGCCGGAUCAGCUUGAGACACCCCCGGCGUUAACAUCCUGGUCCUAGCUUCUGGUUCUGUUCACAGUGACACACGAUGGAGGGAUCGUCGUGCCGACGGGAGGCAGGAAGGUCUAGAUCACAUCAGUCGUCCUGAGGCUGACAAAACCAAAUUUAACUAAAUAUUCACUUCAUUUUCUGUUGACUUGGGUUUUUUUGAUUUUGGCUCCACCUUCAAGUGUGUAGGUCGGCCAUGGCUAUGUCAUGGAGCACAAACAUAUCCUCAUACUGUAUGUUAACUUAUCUUCGCUCUCUUUACACUGAUUAAUUUUCUUUUAUGUUGGUGUCAGGCUGUGGCUAUUUUCUGGACUAAUUGCCCGUCACGCCUGUCUGUCCUACAUGUAAAACCUUCUGUGUCUUUCGUCGCCCUCUGGAAUGAGGAGCUUUGGCAUCACAGCUACUAUAUGAAGCUAUUUUGCAUCCCUCCUUUUAUUUAUUAUUUCUCAUACGCUCUGGGAUGUAAAAUGGCUCAUGGAAAUAUCCCCUGUCACCGCUCCGGUCACCUGUACGAUGAGGGAUGUUAAACAGGGCCAGGGCUUGUCACCUGGAGGUUUUAGUCAAAACAGUUUCAUGAAUUUUGUGGAUUAUUUUGAAGAUUUUAAAGAAAAUCAUGCAUGUCUAAUUUUUUUUAAUUAAAAUAUCAAUAUCACAUAUCAAGCAAGAAGAAGAAGUGGCCAAAAGUUGGAUGGUACAAGUGAGAUAAAAUCAGAUCUGCGCUACUAACUGAGAGUGAUUUGGAAGUGAGAACGUGGAAUUAGGAGAUAACUUUGUUUCAAAAGAUCGGCUGCUUUUUAAAAUUUGGGUUGUUUGAGUUAAACUCUGAAGAGGACGAACCUCAGCGUUAGGUUCAGCCUGGGAUGCACAAUGGCUCAACGAAAACUGAACGACUGCAUCUCUCCGCUUUUGUUGGAUUUUGAUCAUUCAUCUUUUUAUCUCCAUGGCCGUGUCUAUGUCCUGGAUCACGUGAACUGUAAUUUCUCUUGCACUGUUAACUUUUUGUGACUAUUUCCAUCCUUUGCCGGGGACACCAGAUGGUGCUGGGGAAAAAAAGUGAAACUGUCGGCUUUGGUUGCUUUUCUGCGACUGCGUUCUCUUCGUUUUUUCUGUCGGGCUGGGUCUACUUCCUGCUUGAAGGAACAUAUUAUUUUGACUCUAUCUUUAAAACUGCUUCUGUUUUACGUGAUCUUGUAAAAAUUUGAACUUUAACCUUGAAAAUGAAAGACAAACACUUCGUGUCUGCGCUGCCCUUUUUUUUUCCCUCUUGGACUCUGGAUUUCUUUGUUUGCUACAGGACCCAGACUAGGUCCUGGAUUACACUCUGCACCAGGGUGGCAUAUGCUGACCGGGCUCUGACUAAAUCCUGGACUUAAUUCUCGUAGCAGAUAUUGUGCUAUGUUGUAACAUGAUGCCCGCACUUCUCUGCUUUAUUUUUGAUUGUACACUGCAGAAAAUAUCCAACUCAGUCUGAUGUGAAGACUAAAAAAACUCGCCUUGUUUCCAGUGCAGCUUUUCCAGUGCAGUUAUCUCAUGCAGCUCUGGCUCAGCCCAAGAUCCUUUAAAUACAUUACACAUAUUUAAUACAUGAAAUAACAACGGAAAGUGUCAGAAAACAUUAAAAGUUGAAGUUGCCCAGCACAAGACUAAGUCUGAAUUGGUCUGGAAGAUUAAAAUAGACACAUACUAAAUUUUGGGUUUAAUUUUAAUAUUUGAUGUCGUAAAGUCGGUCAACAGUCAGAGGAUGUCUGAGAAAUGAAAACCAGUCCAGAAAGCGGUCGGGCUGCACUGAAAACAAACUGAGGCCUCGUCUCUCUCGCUGGUUCCGAGUCCAAACUACUCUGACUCAGCGGGAUCGGUCUACGUGCUGGGCAGUGACUCGGCCCGUUGCUGUGUUUGGGUUUGUAACCGUUUAAGCCUGUAUACUGUAUAUACGCUGUGAUAUGACUUCUAACUGUAUGAAGAAUCGAUGGAUCUAUUUAUGAGACUGAUGAUGAUCAUGACGCUAAUUGUUCUAACUACGAGAAAAUAUCAUAAAAUAUUGUCUGGA
Molecule: messenger RNA, 5972 nt
Organism: Xiphias gladius (swordfish)
Lineage: Eukaryota; Metazoa; Chordata; Actinopteri; Istiophoriformes; Xiphiidae
Gene: gripap1
Product: GRIP1 associated protein 1
Exons: 29
Coding region: 140-2872 (910 amino acids)
Biological process (GO): regulation of neurotransmitter receptor transport, endosome to postsynaptic membrane; regulation of recycling endosome localization within postsynapse; neurotransmitter receptor transport, endosome to postsynaptic membrane
Cellular component (GO): extrinsic component of postsynaptic early endosome membrane; glutamatergic synapse; postsynaptic recycling endosome
Source: RefSeq, a predicted model, not a curated record